This is a messenger RNA of Trifolium pratense (red clover), 1122 nucleotides long. Its product is annotated as putative fasciclin-like arabinogalactan protein 20. The record is from RefSeq and is a predicted model, not a curated record. Lineage: Eukaryota; Viridiplantae; Streptophyta; Magnoliopsida; Fabales; Fabaceae. The transcript has a single exon. The coding region runs from base 115 to 1122 and encodes 335 amino acids.
GUCUUUUGAAACGAAAGGUGUAACGAUUUUCUUCAACAAACUUUGAUUAUUAGAUCCAAUAAACCAACGCCACGUUUAAUCUUUCAUCUCCCGCCAAAUCUCAAGCUUUCAACAAUGGCGUCGUUCCGCUUUUUCCUCUCCUUUCUGUUUAUCUUCUUCAUUCCUUUCUCCACCGCCAUUCCUCGCGAAGUUAUAUACGACGCCGCCGAUGUUCUCACCGAUGCAGGCUACGUUUCCAUGUCGCUCACACUCGAAAUCAUCGCCGAACCGCUUCUCGAACAAUCACCUUCCGCAACCGUUUUCGCUCCCUCCGAUUCCGCUUUCAAGAAAUACGGUCAACCUUCACUCGAUCUACUCCGUUUCCACUUCGUUAUGUUACCGCUUCCGUUUCAAAGUUUCCGGCGACUUCCUGCCGGCGCUAAACUUCCAACGAUGUUCACCGGUCAGUCUCUAACCGUCACUACUUCUCCUCCCGAUCACGCUAUCUCUAUUAACAAUAUCAAAGUUACACCAUCUCCGAUCUACGACGACGGAAUUUUACUGGUUUACGGAAUCGAUAGAUUCUUCGAUACUGGUUACGAGUACAGAGGUCCUAAUCAAAGACCUAAUUCCAAUCCUAUUUCAUCAUGUACAGCAAUGAAUCGCACUAUGAACUCUUCCAAUUCCUUCGAUCAAGCCGUUGAAAUGUUAAAAACUAGCGGUUACUCUGCUAUGGCUUCGUUUCUCGGAAUGCAACUCUCCGGUGACAUAAGUCGGAACGGAAUCACGGUGUUUGCUCCGACAGAUGUGAAUGUGAUAAAUCGUAUCGUUGAGUUUCAAGACUAUCCUUCUUUCUUUCGUCGCCACGUGGUGCCUUGCAAGUUUGUGUGGGACGAUCUGGUGAAUUUCGGCGAUGGAACGGUGUUGCCGACGUUUUUGGAAGGGUUCACCAUCAACAUUUCAAGAUCCGGUGGUGUUUUGAUUUUUAACACUGUGCCGGUUUUCUUUCCGAAUGCAUUCGACAAUGAUAGGGUUGUUGUUCACGGUGUUAGUGAUGUUCUUACUGUGCAAGAUGAAGCUACUACUAGUAGUGAUGUUUUCUCUGAGGAUGAUCAGAAUGUGUUUGAUCCUGGUGAAUUUUGA